Histoplasma mississippiense is the source of this 1386-nucleotide messenger RNA. RefSeq lists its product with no specific name. The transcript has 9 exons. Gene Ontology annotation, molecular function: carbohydrate:proton symporter activity. Lineage: Eukaryota; Fungi; Ascomycota; Eurotiomycetes; Onygenales; Ajellomycetaceae. The coding region runs from base 1 to 1386 and encodes 461 amino acids. Gene Ontology annotation, cellular component: membrane. The record is from RefSeq and is a predicted model, not a curated record. Gene Ontology annotation, biological process: carbohydrate transport; transmembrane transport.
AUGCACCAACAAGGCUCCGGCCUUUGGGAUCUUAACCUAGGUAGCCUACGCCCAAAAACAUCUUGGUUGCGAGAGGAAGAGGGAAGCCAUGUCGAUGGGGUGCAAGCCCGAGAUUUUUGCUCGGGUUGUUUCAUCAUGACAAUGCAAACCACCAAGGGACAAAACUGCUUCAAAUUCGGCUUGAAUCAUCUCGUUGUUCAAGCGUUUGUCGAGGUUAUCAAGGAGUUUCCAGCAGCAAUCUUCUCUCCCACGCAGCCUCCCAAACACCCACCAUCGAUGUUUGAAUUUCCAUGCUUACGAGUUAACGAGCACCGGGCUUCGACCGAAACUUUUGGCACUGUGGCUGAACAGGAUGCUCGUGCGCUUGCUUUCCUUCCUUCCUCUGCGCAGCUUCAGAGUUCAGACUUCACACCCCCACAGGCCGGUCUCAAAAAGCUUGCACUGGCCACCGGGCCAUGGGCCAGAAUCAAAUCCGGCGUGAUGUUGGAACCCGAUAUUAACCCGCGACCAGGCAUUAUCCGACUGGCUGCCUUAGUUAGCCUCCAGGAGGCAGCGUCCAGCCUUACGCCCAAGAUGCAAAAAGUUCGAGACAGAGGCGACGGAUGUCCCGUUGCCUCGAUAGGCAUUUCUUCAAGUUGUAUGCUACGGGUGUAUAGUACAAAAGGGAAAAGAGUUAUGCCCUACGUUCUGGUGACGAUUUGCUGCGCAUUUGCUGCUUUGGGUUCCUUUCUUUUUGGCUACGACUGCGGUAUCAUCUCGUCGAGUAUUGCCCAGGAUGACUUCGUGCAGAGAUUCAAGGGUCAAUUGAACGACGCCUCUACCGGCGGUAUUGUUUCGUCUUUCACUGGAGGCGCUAUUGUUGGAUCUCUUGGAGUGUCAUACCUAUCCGAUCUCCAUGGUCGACGGAUGGUCAUUUUCGUUGGCGGAAUCCUGGGCACUCUAGGAGCUUGUCUCCAAGGCGCAGCGUCUACAAUUGCAAUGUUAAUUGUAGGGCGCUUUACCGCCGGAGUAGCCGUUGGGAUAAUGUCUGCUACCAUCCCUGUUUAUUGCUCCGAAAUCGCUCCUCCUAGCAUUCGAGGGUUGCUCGGUGGCAUGCAACAGUGGAUGAUUGGAUGGGGCUUCUUCAUUGCGCAAUGGGUUGGCUUCGGCAGCUCCCAUGCGAGCGCGGAUAUGACACCCUCGUCCGAUUACACUCAACCCGCGCACAUUCCAAUACCUCACUCAUCCAGCAGGAGUAUAAACAAAUAUGCGACACCAUCUCCAUCGAACAGCGCGAAUCCUCGAAAUCCUGGCGCGACAUCCUUCUCAAAAACCCAAGUUGGCGCCGCCGCAUCCUCCUCGCAGCCGGAAUCCAGGCCUUCACCCAAUGCUCUGGUGUCAAUGUAA